This is a messenger RNA of Morus notabilis, 1558 nucleotides long. RefSeq names its product serine/threonine-protein kinase/endoribonuclease IRE1b. Gene Ontology annotation, molecular function: protein serine/threonine kinase activity; ATP binding; RNA endonuclease activity. Gene Ontology annotation, cellular component: IRE1-TRAF2-ASK1 complex. Gene Ontology annotation, biological process: mRNA processing; intrinsic apoptotic signaling pathway in response to endoplasmic reticulum stress; protein phosphorylation. Bases 141 to 1553 code for a protein of 470 amino acids. The transcript has 6 exons. NCBI's taxonomy places the organism in Eukaryota, Viridiplantae, Streptophyta, Magnoliopsida, Rosales, Moraceae. The record is from RefSeq and is a predicted model, not a curated record.
GUAAAAAAAUCCUUCUACAUCUCUUACAGAAACAUCCCCCCCUUUCUCUCUCCUGUUUAUCUUCCACGUACACACACAAACGUGGAAGUGGUACGUACAGCUCAGUUUGGACUUUUCAGAUAAAUUUGUAUGAAGGAAACAUGUCUAACAUGGAAAAAGCGAAUGGAGCUGAAACGUCUACACAUGCCCCAUUAAACUCGGAGAUACGGACGCACAAAGUUACUUUUCACCCGGCACUGCAGCUAUCGAGAGAAGAAAGCACUGCAUCUAGCUCAGAAGCUUCACCAAAUAAAAAUCAGUUGCAGCUAGGUGAAUUAGUGGUUUUAUUGUCAAAGCAAAUUGCAAUAAGCGGCGGCGGGACUACUAUCUAUGAGGGGCUUUAUGAAAAUGAACCAGUCGCUGUGAAACGCAUUCUCAAGAGUCAUUACGAUUUGGCUCCCCGUGAAGUUGAAAAUUUCGAAGCAUUUAAACAUCACCAAAAUAUAGUAAAAUACUACGGGAUGGCAGAAAACGAAGACUUUUAUUAUCUUGCUCUGGAGCGUUGUGAUUGCGAUUUGAGUAAGCUCAUCCAGCCAUCUAACGAGAUUUUGGGAGAUAGAAGGCUUUGGGUGGAAAAAGAAAACCGUCCAUCAGCUUUAUUACUGAAACUGAUGAGGGACAUAGUUUCUGGACUUGUUUUUCUCCACGAGUUAGGUAUGGUUCACCGAGACUUGAAGCCUCAAAACGUUUUAAUACUUAAGGAAAAAUCAACUUUCUGUGCAAAGGUUUCUGAUAUGGGCAUCAGCAGAAAACUUGGUGCUAAUAUGUCUUCCUUAAGUAACCACCCUGCAACUAUAGGUACUGGCACUACAGGCUGGAAAUCGAAAGAAUGGCUUGAUUUUAAGCAACAAACACCUGCAGUGGAUUUGUUUAAUUUAGGUUGUCUCCUCUUUUUUUGCAUCACUGGCGGUAUGCAUCCAUUUGGGGAGGAUGAUUAUUGUAAUACGAAUAUUAGGAAUGAGAAUGCAGUGAACCUGUCUUCCAUAAAGAAUUUCCCAGAAGCUUUACAUCUCAUUUCUCUUUUAUUAAAUGCCGCUUAUGAGUUGAGGCCAAAAGCAACUCAGGUGUUGCACCAUCCAUUAUUCUGGGAUGCAAAGACGAGACUUUUUUUCCUGCGCGACACUAGUCAUAGAGUAAGCGAGAACUCUGAUCUUUUGAAAGCACUUGAAUCUACUGCGGGAGAGGUUUUACGUAAAGAAACAAUAUGUCUGGCAAAUGUAGUCGUAAGUUGGAACAAAACGAUAGAUGACGACAUAAUCAAGCACAUUCUGAAAUAUGAGGAAGGUGGUUACAACUUUAGCAGUGUUCGAGACUUGCUACGACUGAUUCGGAACAUAUUGAGACAUUAUGAACAACUCCCAGAUAAUAUUAAGAACCGUGUUGGAUCGCUACAUGAAGGAUUGGAUGAUUAUUUUAGACGCCAAUUCCCAGAGCUCUUGAUUGAAGUGUACAAAGUUGCGUACCCAUACUAUAGAGAUUAUGAGUACUACAAGAAAUAUUUCGAGAGGGAAUAAAGGGC